AUGAGACUCAUAAACACCCACAGCAGAGCUUUUGAGGAGUUCUACGGAAGCCAGGUUCCAAAGUAUGCAAUUCUUUCACAUACUUGGGGGCAAGAGGAGGUUACGUUCAUGGAUUGGGCAGACCCAACAACAGUGACGCAGAAGUCGGGAUUUAUCAAGAUCAUUGAGGCUUGCGAACAAGCUAGAAAUGACGACUACUCGUAUAUAUGGGUCGACACCAACUGUAUCGAUAAAUCCAGUUCAGCGGAGCUUACGGAAGCUAUUAAUUCCAUGUUCGCAUGGUAUAGCAAGGCCGAUAUUUGUUACGCCUAUCUUUCCGAUGUCCCGACGUUCAAGCCGUUAUCUUAUGCGAAGGAGUUCCGGCAGAGUCGCUGGUUCAGGAGGGGAUGGACACUUCAAGAGCUCCUCGCCCCUGAUCGCGUGGUCUUCUAUGCAGCUGACUGGUCACGUAUUGGGACCAGAUCGACUCUCGUGCGCCAUAUUGCCGAAGCUACAGGUAUAGGCAUCACGUAUCUCAGCUCUGCUCCAAACACGGCAACCGCCACGCAAGUAGACUGGUCAGAAGUUCGAAGCCCAUUGUGCCAUAAAGCGUCGAUAGCUGAAAGAAUGUCUUGGUUGUCCCGCCGCGAGACAACUAGAAUUGAGGAUAUGGCGUACUGCAUGUUGGGUAUAUUUGGUAUUAACAUGCCUCUGGUGUAUGGCGAGGGGCCUAGAGCCUUCUUGCGACUCCAAGAGGAGAUUCUGAAAACAUCAGACGAUCACUCACUCUUCUGCUGGUCAUGGGCCAUGAGCAACAAUCAAAUCAGUCUUCUUGCCCCUAGACCACAUAGCUUUCUAGAAGCCUCGCCUUAUCGACCUAAUCAGCUCAGUGUCCGGCCAUCUACAUACGCUAUUGCCAAUUCGCGUCUCUCUAUUCGACUUCCUCUGAUUCAAUGCUGGUCUUCGUACAUUGCUGUCCUCAAUGCGAGGCUGGGAGGACUGCCGUAUGUCGGAAUAGCUUUGCGGAAAGAUGCUCUUACUAGCGUUUUUAGUCGAGCUUCCUACCCAGACGUCCCGAUUCCCUUGGUCUCUUCAAUUCACUAUCCGCAUUUACCACCUACAGACAUGUUCACUCCAGUACGACACGCCGACUCAGAGAGCACGAGGUCGCCAUCGCUCACUAACCGAACCCAAUGUAAGGCCGGUGCAUUGCUAUCUUUCGGCCUCGCAGGCCGCAGCUCUGCCAGAUCUAAAUUUAUUGAAAUUAAGACGUUUCCACCAAACCGGUUCUCGCAGGUUGACAGCAUACUCGUGAUAUGCCCUGCGGAUUAUUGUCAGGUCCUUGGCCCUAACUGGCUUCAAAGAAUGACUCGAACGGCUGCAGGUUUCAUAGGAGCCACCAUUGUUGAGUUUACCAUUUCACCAGGAAUGAAGGAAAUGAUUCUUUUCGCUGUCACGACUCAAAAUAAGGAUUCUUAUCUGAUACCUCAAUGGCACUACUGUGAACUGGCAGGCUUCUUAUCGGAAUCAGAGAUAAAUGGUCUUCGCAUAGAGAACGCUCUCCCACUGGAGGCUUUUCAGACUUUCGAAAAGAUCUUAUGCGAUCCCGAUUAUGCAACAAAGAUCAAUGAUUCUAACCCAGAAGGUCGAGUAUCUGUUGAACAAGCCAGAUAUGGGUUUACAACUACUAAUGCAUCGAUGUUGAUGCAUUUUGAACUCUCCCUGUAUGAGACAGCGAAAUAG
This is a messenger RNA of Fusarium proliferatum ET1, 1722 nucleotides long. RefSeq lists its product as uncharacterized. The coding region runs from base 1 to 1722 and encodes 573 amino acids. The record is from RefSeq and is a predicted model, not a curated record. Lineage: Eukaryota; Fungi; Ascomycota; Sordariomycetes; Hypocreales; Nectriaceae. The transcript has a single exon.